Homarus americanus (American lobster) is the source of this 513-nucleotide messenger RNA. RefSeq names its product basic proline-rich protein-like. The transcript has a single exon. The record is from RefSeq and is a predicted model, not a curated record. NCBI's taxonomy places the organism in Eukaryota, Metazoa, Arthropoda, Malacostraca, Decapoda, Nephropidae. Bases 1 to 513 code for a protein of 170 amino acids.
AUGGCGCACCCAGGGAGCCUCCAAGGGGCGGUUGCGCCCUAUAGGGUGUUCCCAGGGGUGGCGGUGCCCCCAGGGUCUCUCCCAAAGGCGGAGACGCCCCAAGGGGCCCUCCAAGGGACGACGGCACCACAAGGGCUCUCCAAGGGGCGGUGGCGAAACCAGGGGCCCUCUAAGCCUCCCUCCUUACGGGUGGCAGCACCCCAGGGAACCUCCCAGGGAUGGCGGCACCCCAAGAGCCCUCCAAAGAGCGGUGGCGCUCCAAGGGGCGGUGGUGCCCCCGGGAGCGCUUUCGUGAGUGGUGGCGUCCCUAGGAGCCCUACCAAGGAGGUGGCUCCCCCAAAAGCCCUUUCAUGGGCCCCGGCGCCGGCGCCCCCAGGGGCCAUUACAGGGGCGGUGGCGCCGCCGUCAGGGGUUCUCCCAGGGGCGGGAGUGCCCCCAGGGACCCAUCCAAGGGAGUCGGCUCAGGCGGCCAGUAGGGCCCUUCCAAUGGCGUCGGCGCCCACAUGGGCUUGA